This is a messenger RNA of Mesocestoides corti, 798 nucleotides long. Lineage: Eukaryota; Metazoa; Platyhelminthes; Cestoda; Cyclophyllidea; Mesocestoididae. The record is from the annotation of a GenBank genome assembly.
AUGGGAAGCAGCAAAAACAAAGACAGUGUUCAUGGGAAAAAGAGGAAAGUCGACGAGGGUGUGGUGGUAAAUGAAGACGCCACCGAAGCUGAAGUGUCGGAAUCGCCCCCUUUGGUAAAAAAAAGAAAAAAGUCUGUUGCGUUUGCGGUGGCGGCGGCGCCUAUUGUCGAUGCUGGUAGCAGCCCCGUCCACCAACCAGCGAGCCCCAAACGGAGACCGGAAUUCACCAUCUUGAAGGGGCCGAAGGAACCAGCCGAAACUGCCGGCGAAGCUGAUGAGGAGAACCAGGGCAGCGCCGGAGAGCAGAGCGAGAAGCCGAAGAAGACGAAGAAGAGCAAAAACGCCCUCAAACGCAUCAAGUGGGCCAAACGACGCGCCAAACGGACCACGUCGCGGCGGCGACGCAAGGCGAAUCGCGAGCUCGCCAAGUCGCGGCCCCAGCGCGACGCCGAAGAGCACGUCGCCGAGGCCAUUGACUACCUCAACCGCUGGCACUCCAGUCCCGAGACGUGGAAGUACAAGAAGGUGGCCCAACUCACGCUCAUCAAACACGCCUUCAAUCGCUCCCUGAUCGACGACGAGAAUUUUGAGCUCCUGUCGCUCUACCUAGCUGGUAUGCAGGGUGGCGCCGCGGCCCGACUGCAGUCCUUGUGUCAGCACUUGGUUGACAACGCUGGAGUGCCACCCGAGUCGCCAACCCUUCCCCUUGCCAUUCCGGAGACGAGUUUAGGCUCCUCGACUGUCAUCAAACGUGCGAAGAGAAUGCUUGACUGCUUGCAGACAUCUUCACCUAAUUGA